Messenger RNA from Dentiscutata heterogama, 205 nucleotides. The record is from the annotation of a GenBank genome assembly. NCBI's taxonomy places the organism in Eukaryota, Fungi, Glomeromycota, Glomeromycetes, Diversisporales, Gigasporaceae.
AAAAAGCAAUAUCGAGCAGGUGAGCAUUGAUAAUAGUAAUUUGUCUAUAUCGAUAGAGUUCUCUACAUCACCUAAUGAAAUCUUUUCUUUAGAAAUAGUAGCAGGUAUGAUUUGUUCUGAAGAAGCACUAGAGCUCUCUGGCUCAUUAUUUUUUUCGCCACCACUUUUUAUUUAUGAAUCAGUUCUCUUGGGACCAUCUGGCUGA